Molecule: messenger RNA, 1445 nt
Organism: Mesoplodon densirostris (Blainville's beaked whale)
Lineage: Eukaryota; Metazoa; Chordata; Mammalia; Artiodactyla; Ziphiidae
Gene: ZFAND2A
Product: zinc finger AN1-type containing 2A
Exons: 8
Coding region: 351-887 (178 amino acids)
Biological process (GO): proteasome-mediated ubiquitin-dependent protein catabolic process; protein targeting to ER
Cellular component (GO): endoplasmic reticulum; cytoplasm
Molecular function (GO): zinc ion binding
Source: RefSeq, a predicted model, not a curated record
UCGGGGGCGCGCCGGGAACUCCCGGAGAGUGGUGGCUCUCUGACCCGGCGGCUGCGAAUAAAUGGCCGGGAGGUCCGGGUGGCGCGAUGCUGGGCUCUCCCGCGGACUCGGACCGGCCUCGGCCGUCGCUCGGAUCCUGUUUUCUUCGUCCCUUUGGCCUUGUCCCCCGCGGCUGACCGCGGACAGGGAGACAGCUCUUGGUCUCUGCCACCUUCCGCUCCCCUCUGCGGCUGCCCAGGCCUCAGACGAGGGUCAGUUUUCUCUCAGGUGCAGUGGCAUCACCGUUUGUCCACCUGUUUUCCACUGGUGACAUUUCACUCUGUCUUCUGUGUUUUGGACAUUUUCCCAUAAUGGAGUUCCCUGAUUUGGGGAAGCAUUGUUCAGAAAAAAAUUGCAAGCAGCUAGAUUUUCUUCCGUUAGAAUGUGAUGCAUGUAAACAAGAUUUCUGUAAAGAUCAUUUUACCUAUGCUGCACAUAAAUGUCCCUUUGCAUUCAAGAAGGAUGUUCAGGUCCCAGUGUGCCCACUUUGUAACAGCCCCAUCCCAGUAAAAAAGGGAGAGAUCCCAGAUGUGGUGGUCGGUGAGCACAUGGAUGGAGAUUGUAAACAUCACCCUGGGAAGAAGAAAGAGAAGAUUUUCAAGUACCGCUGCUCAAAAGAGGGCUGCAGGCGGAAAGAGAUGCUGCGGGUGGUUUGUACUGAGUGUCGUGGCAGCUUCUGCAUCCAGCACAGACACCCUCGGGACCACGGCUGCGCCCGCGGAGGCCCCCCUGCCAGCACGGCCGGGUGCUCGGCAGCAGGGGCCUCGGAUCCCGGGCCGUCGGCGGCUUCACGCGAGAGGCCGGGCGGCUGGCUGGCUCGGCGCUUCAGGUGGAGAGUAAAGCGAUGAUGUGACUGUAUCUGUUCAAGCUGGCCUCUCUCCGUACGUGAUUUGCACUUUGUGGACACUUUUAUGCCCUAGCACUUCCAUACUUCCCACCGUGAGCAGCUCUGCCCUGAGCUGAGCCGGUCAGGGGCUUCUGUCACUUUCCCUCUGUCACUUGAACCACCGACAGUGGAUCUCACUGUGUCUUCCUCACGUGGCUUGUGUGGUGAUCAGCCAUCUGAGCCCGGGCCCGGGGGUGGGACUACACCUACCCUGUUAGGGGUCCUUGUCCAGAGGUGGCCCCCAGCCCACCGCUCCUGUUCCCCUGAGAGAACAGCCUGUGACCCUCGGACUGCAAGCACUGGGGUGACACUGAGGGCCUUGGGGCCUGUCAGGAGAGCUGUCAUCUCCUGGGACCUCAGGGGACCGGAUGAGGAGAAAUACCAUCCCGGGCAUAACCCCAGGGGCAUCCAGCCGUGCGUUCCAGACAUCCCACUGCUUGCGGAUUAACACAAAUCCAAGCAGUUACUCUUCCUUUUUUGGUUUCAUAGCCUCAAAAUAUAACGGUUGUGACCAGCUAGA